AGUUACGGAUCGGGCAGCGCCAACGGUCACAGCGCUUCCCCCCAAACAAACCGAGACAAACGGGAGAGAAACGGGCAAAUAAACUCCAAAUACAGCGACGUUUCUGCGGGUUUUACACCGGGACAGCGCGCACUCUCCGGGGGAAACUAAACUUUAAAGAACGGCAUUAAAUAAAGACUUUAAAAGCGCUUUGUGGAGGUGUUACAAAUGAAGAAUGGGCUCCAAAAGUGAACAGCUGCUGAUCGUCGUGUCAGUUUUAGAAGGUCGUCACUUCCCGAAGAGCUCGCGCCUCAGUCUGGUCGUCCAGGCCAGUUUCGACGGAGAGACUCUGAGCACAGACCCAGUGGAACAUCGAGAACAGCCCCAGUUCAGCACCGAGCUCGCCUGGGAACUGAACCGACGCACACUGCACCAGCACAGGCUGCAGAGGACGCCCAUUAAACUCCAGUGUUUGGCCGUGGACUCGGUCAGUAAAAAGAGCGAGAGUGUGGGAUACAUCGUCCUGGACCUGAGAUCAGUGCAAGAAAUCAAACAGGAGCCGCGCUGGUUUCCUCUCCUCAGCAGUAAAUACACCAAACUGAAGCCUGCGCUGCUUCUGUCCGCGCAGCUGGAGACCGACUCCAAACCAGAGCCAGCGUCGCUGGACAAGUUCAAGGCCAAACAGGCUCCUCCAAGGACGGCGUCUCCAGCUCUGGACCUCCUCCCCGACAGGCUGCAGCCGGUGCUGGUCGCAGAUCGGGGGUUUCAUCAGAUCGGACCUGAGGAUCUGUGCGCCGACAUGUUCAUGCUCUCCGUCACUGUGGCCUUCGCUACCAAACUGCAACAGCUGAUCCCGUGUGACCUGAAGCUCUCCGCCGAGGGCUCGGACUACUUCUUCUACUACACGUUACUGGGGAACGACAUCACGAGCGAGCCCUUCCACAGCCUCCUGGCGCCCGCCUUCGAACCCGAACGCGCCUCUGUACGCAUCCGCAGCAGCAAACAGGUCCUGCACAGAUUCCUACGCCAAGAGAAGAGUCUGCAGAUCCACCUGUGCUGUGGGAGCGUGUCUCUGGGCAGUGCAGACGUGCCGCUCUCUCCUCUCUGCUCGUCGUCUGUGGAUCCGGAGACUAAAGGAGCCACGGUGGAGGGAGCGUUCGUCCUCAAACCUCCCAAGAAACAAACCAAAGCGGCGGUGAGGGCGGAGCUUCCCACUGUGGGCGUGGCCGUGACUCUGAGGAGGGAGGACGCACCUGUGCAGACUUCAGAUCCAAAGGAAGCCGGCCCCUCGUCUCUCCCUGACGCUCCACUCGUGCCUCUGGUCCCUGUGGUCCCCUCUGGUCCCUCAGUCCAGCCCACUCCUGCUCCUGGUCCUGAUGCUGUUCCUGGUCCCAGUCAAGACCCAGAUCCAGGUCCAGAUCAGGGCCUCAGGUCUCUGGUCCUGUCCCCCAUCCCCAGAGAGGCUCCGGUGUGUGAGACCGAGAGUGACGCGGAGAGUGUGAUGGACGAGCUGCACCGAGAGAGGGCGCAGGGUGAAGCGCCGCCCGCAGACUCAGACGUGUCUGUGUCUGUCUCUGCUCCUAAAGUCUCCAUCCCUCCGUCCGCUCAUCACUUCUGCUUCUCUCUGGAUCUGAGGAGCAUCGGGAACCUGAGCCUCCCCCACCCCAUCUCUGCCACGCUCAGAUACCAGUACUCGUUCUUCGGCUCGUCGGCUCCUGUGAUGACGCCUGUAGUGACUCUGAACAGACACACGGAGGCGCUGGUGCCUCAGUCUUUCUGCGCGUUCGACUUCGCUGCUCUUCCCCAGCAGCUGCACGUCGCCUUUAACCAAACGCCGCUGGUGGUGGAGCUGUGGCACCGCCCCCUCAGCUCACGGGACGAGCUGAUUGGCCGAGCCUCGCUGCAGCUGUCUCACCUGCUCAGGUCGCCCCGGGUCAAAGGUCAGAGGUCGUCGUCGUCGGGGGAGCGGGGCUGGAGGCAGACGCACCGGGACAGGGUGCCCUUCCUGCGCGUCGACAGCUCCGUGUCGUCCUCUGGAAGCGACCCAGCCCCAGUCCAACCCCCAGCCCCGGACUCUACAGCGCCCCCUACCGCCACCUCUGUCCCCGCCCUGCCCCCGCUCCUGCCCCCGCUCCCUGCCCCCCCUCCCCUCGUCCCUCCCAGACAGACCCUGGAGUACCGAGCUGCUCUGGAGCUGGAGAUGUGGAAGGAGCAGCAGGAAGAACUGUUUGACCACCAGUUGCAGCAGAAGGAGCAGAGUCACAUGCAGGCUCUGGCGGAGGAGUGGAGGAGGAGGGACCAGGAGCGAGAGGCUCUGCUGCAGAAGAAGGAGGAGGAGUUCCAGCGUCUGGAGGAGCAGCUCCACAAAACUCUGACUGAUCUAGAGACGAGAGAGAAACGCCUGAAGGAGGCCGAGAUUCAGACUGAGCGCCUGCAGAGGGAGCUCCGCGCUGAACACGCCCUCACCCUCACAGAGCUGAAGGAGAGCGGACGCAGACUGCAGCUCGACUGUGACCACCGUGUGGCGCUAGAGAGAGACAAGAGCCGCCUGCUGGAGGAGGAGAGGAAGAGACUCCUGCAGCAGAUUUCAGACGCUGAGGCCAAAUACAAGAGUCUGGAGAAAGAGUUUCAUCUGUACAGAGAACAACAGAACAUCAGACCAGAGUUCAGACUCCAGUCUGAGAUCAACCUGCUCACGCUCGAGAAGGUGGAGUUGGAGAGGAAGUUGGAGUCGACCACUAAGUCGAAGCUUCAUUAUAAACAGCAGUGGGGACGAGCCUUAAAAGAACUGGCCCGAUUCAAACAGCGCGAGCAGGAGAACGCUCUGUGUCGUCUGAAGAAGCAGCAGCAGGAGCUCGAGGUCAUGAGGCUCAAGUAUCUGAGCGCCGAGGAACGAAAGGUCACGGGUCAAGAACGAGACGAGCUGGAGGAGAUCAAGAACCAGAUCAACAGGUUGAAGGAUGAACGACUAGCUCCCGCCCCCUCGCUCUCAGGCCCCGCCCCUUCCUUAUCAGGCCCCGCCCCCUCGCCGUCGGCAGGGGCGGGGCCUCUCGACGACGGGCACCUGGGCGAUCACCUGAGCCGACUCCUGGAGGAGAGAGACACGCUGCUGAGGACCGGAGUUUACACCCACGACGACCGAAUCAUCUCCGAACUCAACAGACAGAUACAGGACGUGAUGACGGGACGCUGACCAAUCAGAGAAGAGGAGAGGGACAAACGACCAAUCAGAGGAGAGGGACAAACGACCAAUCAGAGGAGAGGGACAAACGACCAAUCAGAGGAGAGGGACAAACAGAUGGAUUUAAAUAUUAAUAUUAAAGUGCAACUAAACACCUAAACUGAACUGGG
Messenger RNA from Boleophthalmus pectinirostris (great blue-spotted mudskipper), 3330 nucleotides. RefSeq names its product centrosomal protein 120 (gene cep120). The record is from RefSeq and is a predicted model, not a curated record. Gene Ontology annotation, biological process: positive regulation of centriole elongation; interkinetic nuclear migration; centrosome cycle. Bases 215 to 3172 code for a protein of 985 amino acids. Lineage: Eukaryota; Metazoa; Chordata; Actinopteri; Gobiiformes; Gobiidae. Gene Ontology annotation, cellular component: centrosome; centriole. The transcript is spliced from 20 exons.